Corvus hawaiiensis (hawaiian crow) is the source of this 3807-nucleotide messenger RNA. It is a transcript of the gene IL21R, whose product is annotated as interleukin 21 receptor. Gene Ontology annotation, molecular function: cytokine receptor activity; protein binding. Gene Ontology annotation, cellular component: external side of plasma membrane. Lineage: Eukaryota; Metazoa; Chordata; Aves; Passeriformes; Corvidae. The transcript has 8 exons. The record is from RefSeq and is a predicted model, not a curated record. The coding region runs from base 1028 to 2872 and encodes 614 amino acids. Gene Ontology annotation, biological process: cytokine-mediated signaling pathway; immunoglobulin mediated immune response.
ACAGAUCAGCUGGACAGAAAAAGGCAAUGACAACCAUGUCUGCAGGGAGCUAUGCAAGUUUUUCGUAUCUUACAUGCUGCUUGUAGGCAGAGCAUGGGACCUGCUCCAGACCUAAAUUAGGAGAAAAAAUGCAUUCAGAAUUAUAUCUUCCUGUCAUAAGGGACCACUGUGAUGUCUGGUCUGAAUUUUGUGUGAUGCAAGCCAGGGAAUUACCAUGUACUAAUUUCAGUUUGGAUCAAUCUAGAUCUUACUGGUAGAAGUAUUUGAGUUUUGUUUCUGAAGCUGCCAAGGACAGACAUUUUAUCUUAGAUCUAACUAACUGUGUUUAGGACACUUAAUUAGUCCUUUCCCAGUAAAAAGCUGUCCUCUUAAUUUUGUUAACAGGUUCUUGCCCAAACAUGCACUUGCAACUUCCCAGCUACCUAGGAGUAGUCUGUUUGACUAAUUAACAUAAUAGCAUAGAAGAACACUAAUUGCAACUGCUUAAUAGCUUAUUAGUACUUGCUGCCCUCUCUAAAGGAAUGCAAAAGAUUUCUAACCCUGUUUUUCUAGGAGAAUAAAGUUAGGCUAAAGGAGAAAAUGUAUGUUGCUCAGGAUUCUGAACUAAACAGUGCUUGGUCCAGGACCCUCAGAAGAGUAUUGAGGGUUCAAAAUAAAGAGUGAAAACUUAAUGAAAAAUUUAGAACAGAAUUCUGAAGUUGGUGCAAAAUUAAAAAGUCAAAAUGAAGGUUUAAAAAAAAUCAUAUGUACAACCUUGGGACCAGUCUGUUGCAAACAUCCCCAAAUUUCUUCUGCCACCAUCCUAACUCUUUGGAGUAAGGAGGAUCUUUUAUGCAAGUCUGAGUGCUGCCCAGAGCUCCUGUAGGGAGAGUAGUGUGUGCUCUGAUAUGUGAGGACUAGGAAGUAAAUGUGGUGAUGGGUGACUUCAGCCAGGAAAAGUGGGACUUUGUUUUCCUUUGAACUUACCCCAGGCUAGAAGGAGGCUGCACCCUCUGCUGGACACACCUCCUGUGCAUUGUGACUGUAAAUGCAGACAUCUUGUUUGUGCGGACAGCCAUUUGAUCUGGAGCGUGCAACAGAUUUCUGGUCCGUCAUUGCACACACUGUCUGCAUUCCAUGGUGGUUCUCUGCAUACAGCUUCAGCUCUAUGUGUUGUGAAAACCUCACUUGUUUUGUGGACUACGUACAGACCCUGUCCUGUAUCCUACGAAAUGAGUUGGGUUUCGGUUCAUACAAUCUCACUGCAACAUGGGUUCCUGAGGAAGAUCCAGAAAAUACUGUGGCUGCCUGCAGUCUCCUGCAAUUGUCAAGGAACACCAGUCACACACAGUACAUGUGCACUGUGGACAUGACUGAACUCCUGGCAGAUACCAAAGUCCAGGUGGAUGUUACAGAGAUAGCUGAUAGGCAGCAUGUGCUUUCCAAAGACUUUUAUUUGUCAGACAACAUCAAACCACAGCCUCCAUUCAACCUGACCGCUUUGUUCUCAGAGGGUUACAAUAUUUCUUGGGAAACCAUCUACCAGAACUCUUCCUACUACUUUUUGAAUGAGGAGCUGGAAUAUCAGCUGCGUUACAAAAGAAGAACUGACACCUGGGAGACUCAGAAGACUAAAGCUGUUCAUGAAGAUAAGCGGACAUUGGUGCUCCUGCCAUGGGAACUACAGGCGAACACUGAGUACGAGUUCCAAGUGAGAGCUAGACCCCGGGAAGACAGUGGCUAUGGUGGUUUUUGGAGUGAAUGGAGUUCUCCGCUGUCACUGAAAACCAGCCCUGCCGCAGUGACACAGACAGCAGGCAUGGAAUGGCUGUUGCUGUUUGGUAUUGUUGUGGCAAUCAUGGCCUCAAUCACAACCUUUCUGGUCAAACAGCAGAGCUUGUGGAAGAAGAUGGCUUGCAUCCCAGACCCUGCUCCCUUUUUCAAACCUCUUUAUGUGGCUCAUAAUGGAGAUUUUAAGAAGUGGGUUGGUGCAUCCCAUAUGAAAAUGACCUUUGAUUUCUUUGAAUGGGGAAUAGUCCUUCCAGAAGUCCUAGAAGUUUACACGAUGCAUCCUUCCAACAGCACCCCACAGGAAGAGCUGCAUGAGCUGAGAAAGAAUCUGCCUUGCAAGCCCUCUGUGUCUUGCCUGACUGUCCCAGGUCAAGAUAGCCAGUCCCUGUGGUGUAGUGUAAACAGUAGUGGUGGGACUGAGGACCAGUCAUAUGGGCACUUGUCAAUUGAUACAGUGACUGUGGCUGAUGAAUUUACAUCUUGUAACUGCCAGUGCAGCUGUAACCAUGUGUACAGGGAACAUGAGCAUACCAACAAGGAAGAUGAUAGUGCUGGAGAACCUGCUUACCCCAAGGUUAACAUUGAUGAGGAAGACAGAAGGAUAUCCAGUGACUUGCAUUUGGCCGAUCUGAGCACACAGGACAAAAUACUUGCUUCAGGCUCUGUGUCCACAGACCACCUGAGGAGCACAAGUGUCCCAGUCAACCAGCAAGGAGAAAGGGGAGUGGAAGGAGGGGUGGGGAGCAUCCUAGAAGCCCUUUGCUUGCAGCCUCAUCAGUGGGAUUUGGAAAAUUCAGGUUCUCUACCUUCUCCUGAUGGUGAAAGUGUUUCUUACAGUGAAGGCUCCUAUGACUUCUUCCCUCACAAUACAAGGCCUGGUGAUAGUUACCCUUUGAUCUGUGUAGAUUUGGACACUAUUGACAGUGGCUUUGUGGACUCAGACUGUGGAAGUCCAGUUGACUGUGAAUUUGGGCAAAACAGUCAGACCAUUUGUGGUCCCAUCCCUCUUGAGCAGGAGGGACAAGACUUUCCGCGGAGCUACGUCAAGCAGUGGGUCUCCUGUCGCUCUGACAGCCCUGUCAGUGGGACAGAGACAAACUAAAGCCUUUGAUGUUGCCUGGAGGAGUGUGGGGCCUUUUCCAUAGUGUGCCAGGAGCAAAGUGUUAGCAAAAUUCAGAAGAGAAACAAAGUUUACUUUGUGUAAUCUCUAUUGCACAAACUGAAACCUGUUAAGUCCACAGAAAUAUGCCUAUUUCUAUUGCCACUUAUCCUAUUAAUGUCUCAAAUUUGUUGUGAUUGAUUGUUCCUGGGUUUUGCUGGGGUUUGAGGAUUUUAGAAUCAUAGAUCAACCCUCCUUUAUAAUGUCAGAAAAAAACCCCAACUGUACCUUGAAAAUUAUUCUUUGGCUUAUGUAGAUGUGCAAAAUUUUUUGCAGUAACCUUAUAAAGAGUACAGAACUUUAGGUUAUUUUCCCUGGUAUUCUCACAUGACUUGAGAGUUUGGCUGUGCAUGGAACCUUAGAAACAUAACCCAUGGCAAGCAUGUUUGCUACAUUAAAGUUCCCCUACCCUUUCCAAGCAACAUGUGAUGUUACUUUUCCUUCUACUGUCUUAGGCUCUUUAAACUCAGCUGUAGUAGUUUGUUAAUUACAGAGGAUUCCACACAUGUCCAUGGGGAUCAAAACCAAUUUUUAUGUAAUCACCACAGAAAUGUGUGUGCUGGAGACCAAGCACAACUCAGGUUUCAGAAGGACUUUGCCUUUCCAGGUGGAGUCUGCAAAUGAAAAGUCUUCAAAACAUAAAAAAUUCUAAACAAACUCUCGCUAUUAGGCUUUUCUAUUGAGUCAGAUUCUCUCCCUGCACUUUUCAAGCAUAUUAAUUUAGCUGCUUUUAGAGUUAUGCCAAAAUUACUGAAAUGUUGUCCUACCUAGAUAUGCCUGCUACUUCUGCCUUGGACUUGCUCUGCUGCAGUUAACAGGUCAGUAACACGAAUUUUGAGCAAUUUCUGCUAGCUAAUAAAGCCAGAUAUGAAACUGCA